This is a messenger RNA of Nipponia nippon (crested ibis), 1483 nucleotides long. The record is from RefSeq and is a predicted model, not a curated record. Lineage: Eukaryota; Metazoa; Chordata; Aves; Pelecaniformes; Threskiornithidae.
UGGCUCGUGGGCAGCUCUUCAGCAAUCCCAACUGGACCCUCACACCAAAAGGCACCAUGAUAGUGAUGGCUCACGUCACUGCAGUCCCCGGAUUGGGGUCAACUGCCACCAGUCCAGCUGUGGCUCCCAACUUCUCCUGGAUGCCGGAGGAUGGUAGCCCCACGGCUGGGGAGCAGCCAAUAUUCCUCAUGACCACCGCUGCUCAGGCCAUCUCAGGUUUCUUUGUAUGGACAGCUUUGCUCAUCACCUGCCAUCAGAUCUACAUGCAUCUUCGCUGCUAUAGCUGCCCAAAUGAACAGCGCUACAUUGUUCGGAUCCUCUUCAUUGUGCCCAUUUACGCCUUUGACUCGUGGCUCAGUCUCCUGUUCUUCACCAAUGACCAGUACUAUGUUUACUUUGGCACAGUGCGGGACUGCUAUGAAGCCUUUGUAAUAUACAACUUUCUCAGCCUGUGCUAUGAGUACUUGGGAGGGGAGAGCUCCAUCAUGUCUGAGAUCAGAGGGAAACCAAUUGAGUCCAGCUGUGUAUACGGGACUUGCUGCCUGUGGGGAAAGACUUAUUCGAUUGGAUUCCUGAGGUUCUGCAAACAGGCUACCCUGCAGUUCUGUGUGGUGAAGCCCCUCAUGGCGAUCAGCACAGUCAUCCUUCAGGCCUUCGGCAAGUACCAGGAUGGUGACUUUGAUGUAACCAGUGGCUACCUCUACGUGACGAUCAUCUACAACAUCUCUGUCAGCCUGGCACUGUAUGCCCUCUUCCUUUUCUACUUCGCCACACGCGAGCUGCUCAGUCCUUACAGCCCAGUACUCAAGUUCUUCAUGGUGAAGUCUGUCAUCUUCCUGUCCUUCUGGCAAGGGAUGCUGUUGGCCAUCUUGGAAAAGUGUGGUGCCAUCCCCAAAAUCCACUCUGCCAAUGUGUCUGUGGGUGAAGGCACAGUAGCUGCUGGGUAUCAGGACUUCAUCAUUUGCGUGGAGAUGUUCUUUGCAGCCAUCGCCCUGCGCCAUGCCUUCACAUACAAGGUGUAUGUGGACAAGAGACUUGAUGCCCAAGGUCGCUGUGCUCCCAUGAAGAGCAUCUCCAGCAGCCUCAAGGAGACCAUGAACCCCCAUGACAUUGUCCAAGAUGCAAUUCACAACUUCUCCCCAGCCUACCAGCAGUACACCCAGCAGUCAACGCUGGAGCAUGGUCCACCCUGGCGCAACGGCAGUCACGUUAUCUCACGCUCCCACAGCUGCUCGGGUGCCCGUGACAACGAGAAGACCCUCUUGCUGAGUUCUGACGAUGAAUUCUAGGAGGGGAAGCUGCCAGCACAGGCUGUCAUUUUCCUUCUUUUGUUGUUUUUAUUUUUUUUUUAAUUUAUUGAAGCAGAAACAUGCAAGUCAUAUCACUUCCUAGAGAGCGCAGAUUGCAGAAGUGGGCACUUCCCAUUAGCUUUUGUGGGUACGGACAUGAUGAGCAGUACAGAGGUAGGGGAAUGGCCAGGACU